GUCUCUUCCUACUCUACCUAAUCUUUGUUCGUGAACCUCGUCCUCCGUGAUGUCGACACCGCUGCAAACGUCAGGCGCAGGCACCCCGAGCACUUCAACGCCCAACUCUGAGGCCAAGGACUUUUUGCCUGUAUCUGGACAGUCACUUUUGCACCGCGUGAAGAACGUUCCCGGCUAUUCUACGCCCGUUUUCAAGGGCAAGGAGGAGCAGCGCGCGAAGGUCCAGGCGAACAUUGCCAAACAGGGUUUCAUUCCUCGCGAACUCGUUGUGAACGAGGUUAACUGGUUCUACUCGCAUCUUGGCAUCGAUGACACCUACUUCGUGUCCGAGUCAACCGACGUGAUCACAGACCACAUUGUCGCCCUCUAUGGAGCCAAGGUCCUUGCCUUCACUAAGCACGACCAGUCGAAGCUCGUGAUCGAUCUCGAGCACAUUGACAAGGACGGCAAGGGCGCGACUUUCAUCCACACUUCCCCUCCUGGCAAGACCAGCACUGAAGGUCCCGGCGCAACAGUCGAGAAACGCAUCGACGAGCUAUUCCUUGACCUAUCAACCCCCGAAAACGCGUACCGUCUUGAGACCUACCGUUCGGCGGGCUCUGUGUCCGCUACCGCGAGCCAACAACUGCGUUGCUACUUCGUCUCCAAGUGUAACUUCCCUACCAACCCGCCGGCUUCGACACGCACUGAUGGUAAGACGGAUAUCCGAACUGUUUCGGACCCAGCCUUCCUCGAGAAGGCUACUGAGAACACUCUCGAGAUCUAUCAAAAUAUUAUGUGGCAGGUCGAGUCACGUUACGGUCCUGUCAUGGAGGUCCUCGAGGUCGAGGGCAGUCGCGAACGCCGUCUCGUCAUUGGCUACAAGAUGGGUGGCACCAACAAGUUCUUUAGCGCGCUCUCCAACCUUUACCACUUCUACUCCCUCUACUCGGCCCGCAAGUAUGUCGAGCAGUUCUCCAACGGUAUCACUAUCGUCGGGAUCUACCUGAACCCACUCCCCGGUGCCAGUGCACCUCCGAUCGAGAACUCGAUCCACCAAGUCAUGAAGGAGGCUUCGUUGCUGUACUGCUUGCCAGAUAACCCCUUCUUUUACGCCAGCGGUAGUUCGUCGACUCAUGCUGUCCAAGAGGCUACCUAUGCAUACUGCGGCUGGAUCUUCGCCCAGCACUUCUGCAACCGGCUCGGCGCAGCUUAUCUUAGCCUCAAAAACCUGCUCGACGAGUCAAACCCAUCGCACGCUGAAGUAUUGAACGACAUCAAGCGUCGUUUCAGGGAGGAGACCUUCACGCGUGAAAGUAUUGCACAGGUUAUUCAUGCUCACCCUGACCUCAUCAACCUGCUCUAUGUGAAUUUCGCCAUGGUUCACUAUCCGGCAUCCGACCAAGCGCAGCUUAUGCCGACCCUGUCAUACCAACGCCUCCAGACUCAGGUCCCAUUGUCUGAUCAGGAAAUCUACGAUAAGAUUCGUCGUUCGGUCUCGAACAAGCACGAGCUUCAAGUGUUGGAAAGCUUCCUGAUCUUCAACAAGCACGUUCUGAAGACCAACCUCUACCAGCCCACGAAGGUUGCUCUGUCCUUCCGCCUGGCACCCGACUUCCUCCCCGACUUUGAGUACCCGAGGAAGCCAUUUGGCAUGUUCUUCGUCAUCGGCAAUGAGUUCCGCGGGUUCCACAUUCGUUUCAGGGAUAUCGCCCGCGGUGGUAUUCGAAUUGUGCAGUCACGCAACAGAGAAGCGUACUCGAUUAAUCAGCGUCAGCUAUUCGAUGAGAACUACGGCCUGGCGUCAACGCAGUCUCUCAAGAACAAGGAUAUUCCCGAAGGUGGCUCUAAGGGAACAAUUCUACCUUCACUCGGCGCGAAUGCGAAGCUUUGCUUCGAGAAGUAUGUCGACAGUAUCAUCGACCUGUUGAUUCCUGGCCAGACUCCGGGUAUCAAGGAGCGAAUUGUCGACCUUUACGGGAAGCCCGAGAUCCUGUUCUUUGGCCCCGAUGAGGGGACUGCCGACGUCAUGGACUGGGCAGCCUUCCACGCAAAGGCCCGCGGUGCUGAGGCUUGGUGGAAGUCUUUCACGACUGGCAAGAGUGCCGAGAAACUUGGUGGUGUCCCGCAUGACACCUAUGGCAUGACCUCGCUCGGUGUCCGGCAAUACGUUCUGGGCAUCUACAAGCAGCUCGGCUUGCGUGAGAAAGACAUUACCAAGGUCCAGACCGGUGGUCCUGAUGGUGACCUUGGCUCCAACGAGAUUUUGCUCAGCUCUGACAAGACCGUUGCGAUCAUCGAUGGAAGCGGUGUUCUCGCUGAUCCUCAUGGCCUUGACCGUGAAGAGUUGGUUCGCCUUGCCAAGAAGCGUGUGCCCGUCUGCAACUUCGACACGUCGAAGCUCAGCAAGGAUGGUUAUCUUGUCCGGGUUGAGGACCAGGAUAUUCGGCUGCCUUCUGGCGAGAUCGUUGUCGACGGCACAGAGUUCCGUAACACCGCGCACCUCAGGUUCAAAGCCGACCUCUUUGUUCCCUGCGGUGGUAGGCCCGAGGCCGUCAACAUCUCCAACGUCGCUGCAUUGGUCGACUCUGAGGGCAAACCUCACUUCAAGUAUGUUGUCGAGGGCGCCAACUUGUUCUGCACACAACAGGCCCGUCUCUAUCUUGAGAAGCGCAAGGUCGUCCUCUUCAAGGACUCGAGUGCGAACAAGGGUGGUGUUACCAGCUCGUCGCUUGAGGUCCUCGCAGGCCUCGCGCUCUCGACAGACGAAUACGUGAACCUGAUGAUCUUCAAGGACGGCAAGCCGUCAGAGUUCUAUCAGAGCUACGUGCGCGACAUUCAGGCAAAGAUCACCGAGAACGCCGCGGCCGAGUUCUCCUGCAUCUGGAAGGAGCACGCGCGCCUCAACGGCGCCAAGCCGCGCACGAUCAUCUCGGACGAGCUCUCGAGCAAGCUGAACGACCUUCAAGCGGAGCUCGAGUCCUCGGAUCUCUUCGAGGACGAGGCGAGCAAGCGUGGUGUCAUGGGCCGCGCGAUCCCGAAGACGCUCAUCGACCAGGUCGGCCUCGAUACCCUUCUGCAGAGGCUGCCUGAGACCUACCAGCGCGCGCUGUUCUCGAGCUGGGUUGCAUCUCAUUUCAUCUACAAGUUUGGCGUCAACGGCACCGCCGUUGACUUCUUCCACUUUGCACGGGACCUCGCAGCUUAGAUUCUUCCUAGAGUCGAAGGCUAGAUUCUGCCGUGAUCACCGUUUCGUUUCUUGCAUCGCAUUGUUUCGACGCCUCAAAGAAUUUCUUCGCUUGGUGGUAUAGCCGGUAGAUGGACAUCGUUAUCAAAACAAAUGUAGAAUAGACGUGUAUAUUAUAAUAGGACUGGUCU
Messenger RNA from Phanerochaete carnosa HHB-10118-sp, 3357 nucleotides. RefSeq lists its product as uncharacterized. The transcript has 14 exons. Gene Ontology annotation, cellular component: mitochondrion. Gene Ontology annotation, molecular function: L-glutamate dehydrogenase (NAD+) activity. NCBI's taxonomy places the organism in Eukaryota, Fungi, Basidiomycota, Agaricomycetes, Polyporales, Phanerochaetaceae. The coding region runs from base 50 to 3187 and encodes 1045 amino acids. The record is from RefSeq and is a predicted model, not a curated record.